GCAGCCGCAGCCGCCGGGCGCCGGGAGAUGCGGCCCCGCGCACCGGCGCAGGACCCUGCCGAGCAUCCUCAGGGAGCUGGCGGAGAAGCGGCAGCUCUCUGAGGAAAUCGUGAGUUUGCUGCAGGCGCAGUUUUCAGAUUUGCCUCGAGAGUUGCACAGCUGGAGGCAGAUGGCAGACUACUCUUCAGAAAUGAGGCAGUUUGCUUGUCUUCUCCAUCUCUACCAUAUUAAGGCCUAUGAUUACCUACGGAAGAUUCUUCCCCUCCCUCAUCCUUACAGCCUGACAAACUGGCUGUCUAAUAACGAGACUGCUGCAGGCUUCAGCAGUGACAUUUUUAUCCGGCUUCAGGAAAAGGUGGAGAGAGGAGAUCAGUCCUACCGCUAUUGCGCCGUGCUGGUACAGGACGUGUCCCUGCAGAAGCAGCAGGAGUGGGACCCACAGACCAAGAGGCUGACGGGCUUUGUUGACUUGGGAGCAGGCAUCCUUGAUGCUGACGAAGCACCACUGGCGUCAGAAGCGAUAAUCCUCAUGGCAGUCGGCAUCUCGAGCCCUUGGACAGCUCCCCUUGGCUAUUUCUUGGUGAACAGCACAUCUGGCCACUUCCUGGCUCAGCUCCUUCGUCAGGCCAUCAGUAAGCUGAACAACAUUGGGAUCGUGGCCCUGGCUGUGACAUCGGGUGCCUCCGCUCGCGGUGCUGAGACUGCCAGAGCUUUGGGGAUCAGGAUAGAUCCCAAAAGGAUUCAGUGCACUUUCCAGCAUCCACCCGGUUCUGCUCACAGCAUCGCAUACUUCUUUGACGUUUGUCAUGCCCUCCUGCUGAUAAGGAAUGCUCUGCAGUGCUUCCAGAAGGUAGAGUGGCUCGGUGACACCGUGUGGUGGCAGCAGGUGGUGGAGCUGGCGGCUUUGCGGGAGCAGAGGGUGUUGGAGCUGUGCAGUCCUGAGUCGGGCAGGGCUGGGAGUAAAGGGAGUUACCACCUCAAGGUCAACCUUGCUACCCUGCUGUUCAGCGAGGGUGUUGCUGAGGCUCUGGAGCACCUCCAGAAACUGGGCCUGGCCUCGUUUCAGAACUGCAGCGGGACUGUCAAGUUUGUGCGCCUGAUGAACUCUCUGUGCAAUGUAUUUUAUGGAAGAGGUCCCUGUGGAAAGGAGUCUUUGUUACCUGGAAAUUACACUAAAAUAAGCAACCUCUUCGAUGAGGCCAAGAGCUGCUUUCUCAACUUAACAGAUGCUGUGGGGAGAUACGUUAUUAAGAGCAAACGCAAACUGGGAUUUCUGAGCUUCUUGCUCAGUGCUGAAAGCCUCAAGUGGCUUUCCUCCAACUACACGUGUCCAGAAGGGACUCCAUCCCACCACCUCCAUACACAUGCUUUUAGCCUGGACCUGCUGGAGCAGUUUCUCAGGGCCCUCCAGGAAGCCUGUGGCAACAGUGGCAGUCCCACCUGUGCUGUGUUCCAGGCUGCUUACCACAAGCUGCUGGCCAGCUGCAGCCUGGCACCUGUCUCACCACACAGCAGUGGCAAUUCCAGCCCCUGGGAUGUAUCCCUGUCUCAGAGGAGAGCUCUGACUCUGGGCAGCAUUCGUGCUCAGUAUCACCCAGCUCCUGGGAGGACUCUGACCCCAGAGUACCCCUACAGUGCAGGCCUGCUUCUGCCCAGCUCUGCCCUGAGCAACGCGCUGACAGAUCUGUCGCUGUACACACAGAGCCUCACCUGCACUGCUGGCUGUGUGGCUGAGCAGUUGGCCUUGGACUUGCAAUGUGAGGCUUGUCUUGCCUCUCUGUUUGAAGCAGAUGAGAGCAGGCUAAGAUGCAGGUCAGUGCUCUACAUAAAAAAGUUAGGUGAUGUGAGUCUGCCCUCGGCAUGUGUGCACCACAUAACAAGCAUUUCAGAACAAGUCCUAAACCAAUAUGUCAAAGUAGGAGGUGCCAACAAAAAUACCAAGCUGUGGCACUUGUCUCUAGAACAGAAAGUCUUCCAGGAACUUCUGGGAGAAAGCCCCCUCUUUCCCACCCUUACAAACCAUUUAUUUGAACGGGAGCUGAGCAUCAACAACCACUACACAAUCUUAGUAAAGGAAAUAACACGGUGUUACUUAAACAUAAGAACAAACACUGCCCAACACCUGAAUUUGAAAUACCCUUGCAAAAGGCACAAAUUGAAGAGACUGAAGGGAAAGCAUUUGUUUCCAUCACCACUGGGUAGCUGUCAGUCAAGCCAAACCCACACAUGGUCUAACUGAGUGGUUCCAAGGAUGGCUGUUCCUUGCUGAGAUCUAGGCAACACGUGAGGAAACAAUGCUGGCAAAACUAGCCUUGAUAAGCAGUGAUGUUUUGGGCCACUGCAAGACCCCUAACCAGAGAUUAACUAAGGAAGGAACUUUAUCCCAUCCUCUGUUCCUUCUAGCAAUCCAGCAAAGCAGCCAUGUAUUUCAUGAAACUUGCGUGGCAGCUCAGGAUGAGCAAGGGUUGCUCGAGCUGCCUGGGGCAGUGGUAGGAGACUCUGCAGUGUCCCUGGAAGUGCUGGGUGGCUUUAGCACUGUGAGUGCUCUUGGCAGAAGGAAACUGAUAGGUGAUGGGGUUGCAGGGGAAUCACAUGCACUGGCACUUUGAUUUCACCAAAAAGGUGUGCUUUAUAAAAGCUGGGAGCGAGAAAGUUUUCAGAGCUUCUACUUAAGUAGGAAAAUAAAGAUGUGAAAAGAACAUGUCAGCUUUCCAACAUGUCUCAUCAAACAGCUAAAGAUGCUGGUCAAGUCUAGAUCAUCUGGAUCACUGCUGAGUCUGUGAUCAGAUUGUUGUGUCCAGUGGCAUCUAGGAGCACCAGUACUCUCCAGGGGCAGGAAUACAUGGGUGUGCUGCAGCAGGACAAGCAUUUGAGUUCCUAUUUCAUGGCCCCAAUCUCCCAGGGCUGGCCUGUGUCCUGCAGCCCAGGGCACAUAGCACCCUCCUUUCAAUGUUCCCACUGAUGACUUGAACCAUAGCUCUGAUGCCAUCAAGUAGGACAGGCUUCUUCAGUUAAUUCAUUUUCAGGACAAGGAAGCUGCCUCCAGUGCUUUGCCUGGAAUAGCAAAGGUGGAACUGCUGCUAAGGGGUUUCCCUUUGCCAUGCAGAACAGGAGUUGCGUGCAUAGAGAUGAAAGGCAACUAAUUCCCACAAAACCUGCUGUACAGUCACUUUCAAGAUCCAUGAUGUCCAAAAAUGGUGAUCUGCUACAUCCCAGGGCAGUAAUAAUAUUAAAGGUACCAUUUUGCCUACCAGUCACUUGACUAAACUGUCCCUGGUUGGUUUGGAUUUCUCCUCCUUCCCUUAGUUCUGCAUGCAAGCUCCUCUUUGAGAGCAGCAGCACCAUGGAAAUUCAUAUAAUCACUGCUGGGAGGAACAAACUAAAUCCUCUGGGCUUCUUUUUCACCAGUCCAAAUAUCUAUGCAAAAAAACAUAUUGAAGCCAUCACUGUUACAGAGCCAUUCUAGCUACAUGAGACUUUGCAGGAAACUAUUCCCUGCCCUCUAUAUGUGAUUUUUGGAAAAACUGGCAAAAUGCUGUUGAAAUCCCAGUGACAGAUUGGUUGCAAUCAUGUAAUGUUUGAACACUUGUAUUACCUCUGAGUCCAUCUCUAAGAUGAGUAGUUACAAACUGUGCCAUGGACUGCUGUGCAUGACUGCACAGCAAUAGUCAAGGGAUAUUUACUUAUCACUGGUAGCAUUUGGUCUCACUGAAAAUCCAAGUCCCAGAAGUGGACCUAGUAUUAACAAUUUAUUUUGAUAUUUCAGUGGCAAACCUUCUGUGUAUAUUUGUCAGUGCUGAAGCAAAGGAAUGCAAAAAAAAUCGUAUUUACAGAAUAGUAUAAAUGUUUAUUUUUUGUGAUUUAUCUGACUGUUUUAUUUGUACAAUAUAGAAAAGUGUAUUCUUUGAAUAGGUCUUGUAAAUAUAAAUUUAAUUUUCUA
Messenger RNA from Cyanistes caeruleus (blue tit), 3940 nucleotides. The record is from RefSeq and is a predicted model, not a curated record. Lineage: Eukaryota; Metazoa; Chordata; Aves; Passeriformes; Paridae.